This is a messenger RNA of Camellia sinensis, 2046 nucleotides long. RefSeq names its product 3-ketoacyl-CoA synthase 11. NCBI's taxonomy places the organism in Eukaryota, Viridiplantae, Streptophyta, Magnoliopsida, Ericales, Theaceae. Gene Ontology annotation, cellular component: membrane. Gene Ontology annotation, biological process: fatty acid biosynthetic process. The record is from RefSeq and is a predicted model, not a curated record. Gene Ontology annotation, molecular function: acyltransferase activity, transferring groups other than amino-acyl groups.
CAAUGGACGGCUUUCACAUAUUGUUCUCGCCGCCUAUAAAUACCUAUAUUAAUAUUUUUCAAUUACAAGUUAAAAUCUUUAAUUAUAAUUAUAUCCUCCCUCAGGCUCCUCCCAUCUCUCUCUCUCUCUCUGUCUCUCUCUCCCUCUCACUCUCUCUCUCUCUCUCUGCGGAUUCUCUGGAGAGAGGCGUUCUCGGCUCCAAAUUCCACCUUCAAGGAAAAAUGACCGAACCAAAAUUAAACACACCCUUAAUGUCACCUUCAUCGCUGAAGCUCCCAGAUUUCAAGUCAUCGAUUAAGUUAAAAUAUGUCAAACUUGGAUACCAUCACCUCAUCACCCAUGGAAUGUACCUCUUCUUUUCUCCUCUUGUAGUAUUAUUCGUUGCACAACUCUCGACAUUUUCGCUCCAAGAUCUCCUUGAUCUUUGGAAUAAUCUUCAAUACAAUCUUAUUUCCGUAAUCCUCUGCUCGAGUCUUCUAGUUCUUUUGUCCACCGUUUACUUCGUUACUCGACCUCGCCCCGUCUACCUUGUGGACUUUUCCUGCUAUAAGCCCGAUGAUGCUCGAAAAUGCACAAUGAAGAAGUUUAUGGAUCAAUCACAGCUAACUGGCGAAUUCACGGAGGAGAAUCUUCAGUUUCAGCGCAAGAUUCUUGAAAGAUCUGGCCUUGGGAAUUCAACAUACCUUCCUGAGGCCGUCCUAAACAUUCCUCCAAAUCCAUCGAUGAAAGAAGCUAGAAAAGAAGCCGAAACUGUGAUGUAUGGUGCUAUUGAUGAGCUUUUCGCUAAGACCUCUGUUAAACCGAAAGAUAUUGGGAUCGUGAUCGUCAACUGUAGCCUGUUUAAUCCAACCCCGUCUUUGUCUGCCAUGGUCAUCAACCAUUACAAGCUCCGGGGAAACAUAGUAAGUUACAACUUAGGCGGUAUGGGUUGUAGUGCCAGUCUAAUAUCAAUAGAUCUUGCUAAAAAGCUUCUUCAAGUCCAUCCGAAUUCUUACGCUUUGGUUAUCAGUAUGGAGAACAUUACUUUGAAUUGGUACACUGGAAAUGAUCGAUCAAAGCUCAUUUCAAAUUGCUUGUUUCGAAUGGGAGGAGCUGCAAUACUCCUAUCUAACAAAUGGACUGACAAAAGAAGAUCCAAAUAUCGAUUAGUACAUACCGUGAGGACUCACAAGGGUGCAGAUGAUAAGUGCUUUGCAUGCGUGACCCAAGAAGAGGACGCUAAAGGGAGGGUUGGUGUUUCUUUAUCAAAAGAACUCAUGGCAGUCGCCGGUGAUGCUUUGAAGACGAACAUUACUACCAUGGGGCCUCUUGUACUUCCAAUGUCUGAGCAGUUGCUUUUCUUUGCUACAUUGAUCGGUAAGAAACUUUUCAAGAUGAAGAUCAAGCCUUACAUACCAGAUUUCCGAUUAGCUUUUGAGCACUUUUGCAUUCAUGCUGGAGGAAGAGCUGUGCUUGAUGAAAUGGAUGAAUUGGAGAAGAAUUUGCAGCUUUCUGAGUGGCACAUGGAGCCAUCAAGGAUGACACUUUACCGUUUUGGUAACACAUCAAGCAGCUCUCUAUGGUAUGAAUUGGCUUAUUCAGAAGCCAAGGGGAGGAUGAAGAAGGGAGAUAGAGUAUGGCAAAUAGCAUUUGGAUCGGGGUUUAAAUGUAACAGUGCUGUUUGGAAAGCUUUAAGGACCAUAAAACCAGCAAAGGAGGAGAACCCAUGGAUGGAUGAGAUUGAAAGCUUCCCGGUGGAAGUCCCAAAAGUGUUGACCAUCUAAACUCAAAAUGGUAAUGUCUGAGCAUUUUUUCAUGAUUAGUGUGAAAUCUCUCCUGAUAAGGGGAGGUUGGGCUUGAUUGUUGUUUCCAAUUAGAGGAUUGUUGGAAGGAUAGAAUUUUUAGUUUUCUUUCUAGUGCAGAUUAUAGAGAGAUUACAUUGGAGCCAAAUUAUUUGUUUCUAAUUUGUUGUGGGAUUUAGUCAUGUAAUUUUUCUCAUAAACAUGGUGGGAAUGGGUUCAAAUGAUAAGCUAGUGGAGGGUAUAUUUAUAAUUUCCAAUUUGUUUC